CCGGGCCGCGCCGCGGCAGUUCCGGCGGGUGACCCUGGCGAGUCCUUCUGGGCGGCGGGAGCGGAGCGAUGGGGCUGCACGACAGCGUCGUUCACGCCGGGGAGCCCGAGGAGGAAGAGGAGGAGGAGGAGCUGGUGGACCCUCUAACCACGGUGCGGGAGCAGUGCGAGCAGACGGAGCAGUGCGUGAAGGCGCGGGAGCGGCUGGAGCUGUGUGACGCCCGCGUGUCCUCCAGGUCCCAGACAGAGGAGCAGUGCACCGAGGAGCUGUUCGACUUCCUGCACGCCCGGGACCACUGCGUUGCUCACAAACUCUUUAAGAACCUGAAGUGACGGUGGGUGUGAGUGUCCCUGCGCCUCCAGGGCCUCUGCCGGGGCUCCCGUUGCCCUCAUUGCUCGUUCUCCAUGCCAAGUUCACAGCAGACGGUCUCUGGGCAGCGGCUGCUCCUCACUGCCUCUGUGCAGCUGGAAGAUGUGCAGCUAUCCAAAAAAACGUGUUGAUGUUCUGUGAUUUUCCAUAUUAAACGUUCAGUGUUCCCAUGGAAA
Molecule: messenger RNA, 545 nt
Organism: Colius striatus (speckled mousebird)
Lineage: Eukaryota; Metazoa; Chordata; Aves; Coliiformes; Coliidae
Product: cytochrome b-c1 complex subunit 6, mitochondrial
Exons: 4
Coding region: 69-332 (87 amino acids)
Biological process (GO): mitochondrial electron transport, ubiquinol to cytochrome c
Source: RefSeq, a predicted model, not a curated record